Messenger RNA from Coccidioides immitis RS, 1846 nucleotides. RefSeq lists its product as uncharacterized. NCBI's taxonomy places the organism in Eukaryota, Fungi, Ascomycota, Eurotiomycetes, Onygenales, Onygenaceae. The transcript has 4 exons. The coding region runs from base 56 to 1846 and encodes 596 amino acids. The record is from RefSeq and is a predicted model, not a curated record.
ACGGAAAGCCUGCUUUCAUUUCUUAAAGGAAUACGUAUAGAUUCUUCCGGGCCCAAUGGGAUCCGUACAGCGACGAAGAAAUUCCACCAUCGACACGGCAGCUAUCAGCGGAGAGUUGAUCCCGGCCAACAUGUCGACAAGCAAGCCAGAGCUCAGACAGGUGCCGCAGGAAGAUUUGUGGCCGUCGACCCUCUCACCGAUCCGAUUUCUCCCUCCAUGUUGGGGCAAGAAGCCACAAGACGCUGACGACUGCUUACCUGAAAAUGCGGCAGUCACAGGAGAGUCGGAUCAAAAGAAUACACUCUCUCCAGGGCAAACCACGUCGAAUAAUCAUGAUACCGUGCCGCCAAAACCAUGGUAUCAGAAUGCCUAUUCUUUGCCAGUUGCAGAGAGCGGUCCCAAAGACCCAACAUGGAACCCACAGAGUUACCUUGUGCCUUCAGACCAGUUGGCUCCCCCUGUGUCUCAGUCUCAAGAAUUUUACGAGAGGUUAUCUUUGCCGAUUCAUUCGAGCCCUAUGGCCAACGAGCCAGAUUCGAAUACGUUUGCAGACUCGCUGGGUCUGCUGACUGAAAAUGCUGAUUCUAAUACCAGAAAAAGACCUCGGUUGGCAGAGCAGCAACAGCUUACGCUCAACACCAACGUUCUCACUCCGUUUUCAUUCUCUCCUUAUUCGUUUUCAAGCAACACGCCAUCCAUCGAUUUUAACUUCUCCGCUUACUCGGAUGCCCCAUCGUCUUGCUCCAGUUUCACUCCGCAGAGCUCAGUCUAUUUUUCUUCCACUCCUUUAUCGCCCAUGCCUUCUCCCAGGCGACAUUCCGAUGUAGUCCGAUUUGGCCCCCGGCCAAAACGGACGUCAUCUCCCCGUCCAAGGCCCCAGUCGAGCCCGUAUUCUCUAGAUGUUGGUCGUAGAAGAAUGUCAGGCGGUUCCAGCGCUUCUUUCUCUCCCUACGUUCCUUCUCCUCUUGUUGGCCGAAAGCCGGGCAACUCUUCAUCAUAUGGGUCUCCACAGAUGCGAGGAGGCCCCUUUUUCCCCUCGCCGAUGGUGCAAGGGCCCCUCCAGUCUGGAAAUCUAUUCGUCAAUUCCGGAUUCCCUGGUCUUGAUCAAUAUGGCCAUCGCUUCGCCGUUCCUGAGCCGAUCGCAUCGCAGAGGAUACCACGGACGUUACGCAGCGACGUCGACCCCGAUCAGACGUACUUUGAGGAUUAUUCUGGGCUUUCAGACCCUCCUGAUCUAUUGGGUCCGCUGAAAGACACGCCUCUGUCCCCUCCGCCAGAAGACAUGAUGCCAUCGGACCCGACUAUGGUUCCCCACGAACAGGACUUGCGGUUUGAGAAUGACCUAUAUACUCCAAAGUGGGUUCGUGGCCAUGGAAACAAGCGUGAGGGAUGGUGUGGCAUCUGCAAGCCAGGUCGCUGGCUUGUAUUGAAGAACUCGGCAUUCUGGUACGAUAAAAGCUUUACGCAUGGCAUCAGUGCCGUUACCGGACAAGCGUUCGCGGCGCCGAAGGAAAUAAGGAGGACGGAGGGAAGUGCAAACAUCUGGGAAGGCCUGUGUGGGAACUGUGGCCAGUGGGUGGGACUUGUGACUAGCAAGAAAAAGGGGACGACCUGGUUUCGACAUGCAUACAAGUGCCAUAACCACUAUAAACCGGAUGACUCGCAUAAAAGGCCACGGGAUAAUGAAGAACCCCGUGGUAUUUCUACUGUGGAAGCAUAUUCCAAGUCUCCCCAGUGUGUAGCAACAUCGAAGCCGGAGUCUGUAGCUCUCGGGUACGUCAACAAGGAGUCUUUAAAUGGGCCGCAGGGUUUGUCUUCGAUACAAUCAAUGCUUUCCAUCAUUUGA